Messenger RNA from Bipolaris maydis ATCC 48331, 276 nucleotides. RefSeq lists its product as uncharacterized. The record is from RefSeq and is a predicted model, not a curated record. NCBI's taxonomy places the organism in Eukaryota, Fungi, Ascomycota, Dothideomycetes, Pleosporales, Pleosporaceae. Gene Ontology annotation, molecular function: protein binding.
GUCGAGAAGGGCGCCGAGGUCAACAUGCAGGAUGGAGAGUACAGCAACGCACUCCAGGCAGCUUCGUACAGAGGUUACGAGGCGAUUGUGAAGCUGCUGCUCGAUAAGGGCGCCGACGUCAACGCGCAGGGUGGAUGCUUCGACAACGCACUCCACACGGCUUCACGGAUGGGCAGAGAAGCGGUGGUGAAAAUGCUAAGAGAAAGGGAUGUAAUUAAAGUCAUUCUGACGAGCAAACGUCGAGCGAGGUUGGUCUGCAACAGGCAGCACAUCUAA